Molecule: messenger RNA, 894 nt
Organism: Branchiostoma floridae (Florida lancelet)
Lineage: Eukaryota; Metazoa; Chordata; Leptocardii; Amphioxiformes; Branchiostomatidae
Product: late histone H2A.2.2-like
Exons: 1
Coding region: 151-525 (124 amino acids)
Cellular component (GO): nucleosome
Molecular function (GO): structural constituent of chromatin; DNA binding; protein heterodimerization activity
Source: RefSeq, a predicted model, not a curated record
UGCAGAAAUUCUUUCCCCUUUCUAUUGGUUCGCGGUCGGAAGUUGUCGAUCCAGCGGCGAGGUAUAAAUUGGUGGGGCAGGAGAUUUUGUCUAUUCAUUCCUCCAUCCACUUUGCCGUUUGUUUAACACUAAUCAAUCGACUACUGCAAGAUGUCUGGACGUGGUAAAGGAGGCAAGGCACGCUCCAAGGCAAAGAGCCGUUCAUCCCGAGCGGGUCUCCAGUUUCCGGUUGGCCGCGUCCAUCGCUUCUUGCGAAAGGGACACUACGCCGAGCGCGUUGGUGCCGGCGCUCCGGUGUACCUGGCGGCCGUGCUGGAGUACCUGACCGCCGAGAUCCUCGAGCUGGCUGGUAACGCUGCCCGCGACAACAAGAAGACCAGGAUCAUCCCCCGUCACCUUCAACUGGCCGUCCGCAACGACGAGGAGUUGAACAAGCUGAUGUCCGGCGUCACUAUUGCACAGGGCGGUGUUCUCCCCAACAUCCACUCCGUGCUUCUACCCAAGAAGACCGGCAAGGCCCAGUAGAUUCCAGACGGAGACCGAAAACCCCGGCCCUUUUCAGGGCCACCCACAUCCUUUCGAAAGACCUGUAUCAUAUUCGCAUAAAACUACACAUUACAUCUACACCAUCAUGCACUGCAUCUAAGUCAAUCGCAUUACAUGUCCCAUUUCAUGUUAGCUAACACAUUUACAGUCUUACAAGGUGGCACUUGCGCAAGAAAUGAGCACAAUGUCGCUACCUUCACCGUUCAAGUGGUCCGUUUAAUUCUAGCCGACAUCAUGACCUAGUGAUGCCAGCUGACCUAUCUGUACAAUUUGGGUAAUCGUAGAGAUGACCAUGUAAUGCUAGCUGACAUAUCUGUACAAUUUGGGUAAUCGUAGAGGAUGACCACG